This is a messenger RNA of Drosophila montana, 547 nucleotides long. It is a transcript of the gene mRpL20, whose product is annotated as mitochondrial ribosomal protein L20. Bases 52 to 504 code for a protein of 150 amino acids. The record is from RefSeq and is a predicted model, not a curated record. Gene Ontology annotation, molecular function: structural constituent of ribosome; rRNA binding. NCBI's taxonomy places the organism in Eukaryota, Metazoa, Arthropoda, Insecta, Diptera, Drosophilidae. Gene Ontology annotation, biological process: translation; ribosomal large subunit assembly. The transcript has 3 exons. Gene Ontology annotation, cellular component: mitochondrial ribosome.
AUUAAUUAAAGCCUUAACAAUUGCUAUUCAUAUUGCCAAAAAGAGUUUGCUAUGGUGUUUUUAAGCAUUCCCCUGAUGGUGCGCGCACGCGGCCCUGAUGAGUUCUGGCGCAAAAGGCGUAUUUUCAAACUCGCUGCGCAUUACCGAAGCCGCACUCGCAAUGUUUAUUCUUUUGCCAUACGCAGCGUUCAUCGUGCACUCGCAUACGCCACCAAGGGCCGCAAGCUCAAGAAACUGGACAUGGCUCAGCUGUGGACAAGCCGCGUUGAAGCCGGCUGCCAACAAUAUGGAGUCGCCUUGGACACAUUCAAGGAGGGCCUUGCACGCUCAGAUAUUUUGCUGAACAAAAAAAUGCUAUCAGAUUUGGCUAUUUGGGAGCCACGCUCGUUUGAGGCUUUGGUAAAUAUUUCCAGAGAACGGGCUGCUGUGGAGGGGUUGCCGGACAUUAAACGAAGGUCGGCCUUCAAUCAGGUCUACGGACUGAGUAAUCUGAAGCUCGAUUAGGUUAAGUGUUUACAUACAAAUAUAGUUUUAUAUAUUAACUGAA